AUGUCUGCAGAAGUCCCUGAGGCAGCCUCUGCGGAGGAGCAGAAGGAAAUGGAAGAUAAAGUGACUAGUCCAGAGAAAGCUGAAGAAGCAAAAUUAAAAGCAAGGUAUCCUCAUCUGGGACAAAAGUCUGGAGGUUCUGAUUUUUUAAGGAAACGAUUACAGAAAGAGCAAAAAUAUUUUGAUUCUGGGGAUUACAACAUGGCUAAAGCAAAAAUGAACAAGCAACUUCCUACUGCAACCCCAGGUAAGACAGAGGUCACUGGUGACCCAUUCCCACUCCACAGGACCUUCCUCAACGGAAACCAUCUCUUGUUGCUAGCAAACUGGCUGGCUGA
This is a messenger RNA of Rangifer tarandus platyrhynchus (Svalbard reindeer), 335 nucleotides long. The record is from the annotation of a GenBank genome assembly. NCBI's taxonomy places the organism in Eukaryota, Metazoa, Chordata, Mammalia, Artiodactyla, Cervidae.